UCCUUUGGGUGCCAGCUCUGGCUGCCCCGGGCUCUCACUUGGCCACACUGCCUUCCAGCCACCGGCAGCGUUGUGGGGACCCAAGGGAGAGCUGGGGUCCCUCUGAGCCCCCCAGCACCUGGUAUUCACCAUCCCCCAGGCUCGCACCCUCUGCAGAGAUGGGGGACCCCGAGAUGGGGGCUGAGCCCCACAUUUCUCUCCCCUUUGCUCUCGCACUCAGUGGGACCUGGGGAGGCAGCUGCCAGGUUGAGACUUCAAACGAGCAUAGAUGUGACGCAGAAAACCACAGAGGGAGGAAAAACAGCCUGUUCCUGCCCGUCCCCCCUUGCUGCCUUCCCCGGGCCUGGUAGCAGAGGUGGCGGUGCCCACGGCUGCCUCCUGCUCAGCCGCCGGUGCCGGGGCAGAGGAGGUGGCCAGCUGUGCCGAUGGCAGCCUGGCCGCUCGCCCUGCGCCUGCUGCUCCUGCUGUGGAUGUGGGGUGUGAGGAGGAGGAGGGAGAACAAAUUCACCGAGAGAAACAGAAAAUCCUCUUCUAUUGCCAAGGAAAAAGCCAGCACGACCCAGCCUCCUCCUCCCGCCCCCGGUGCCGAGGGACAGGCAGCCGGGGGCCUGUCCCCGCGGCUGAGCUUUGGGGACAGAGGUGUCCCCCCAUCAUUACAGCCAGGUUGGCAGGGUAUGGCAUGGCUGGGGAGCUCCUGGCCACCAUUGCCAGCUCCUGCAUAUUUACUCAGGCAUAAAGCUGGGGAAAGGCCCCCCGAAUCACCUUUCUGCCCCCAAAAUACCCAGCAACAGGCCAAGAGCCAGGAGCUGCUGCCCCAGGCUGGGGGUCCCGCUGGCCCCAGGGUGAGGAGCAGGACUGACACCUCGUCCCCCCUCUCUCUUGCAGCCAUUCCCUGCUAUGGAGGAGCCACUCUGAGCCCUGGAGAGCCCAGCCUGCGGCUCACUGGCAGCAGCUGCCGCUGCACCGGGAUACUGGAGGUGAUGUGGGAGAGCCGGUGGAGCCGAGUGUGCCAGAGCAGCGUGAGCAAAGCCAGCGCAGAUGUCAUCUGCCACUGGCUGGGCUGCGGUCCCACCAUCGCCAACCCCCUGGAGUUCAUCCUCGCCAGCGGGAAGGAGCCACACAUGUCGCUGUGGUGCCGGGGGCUGGUGGACACCCCAGUGGGGUGCCGCUGGGUGCCGGCAAACUGCACGGAGUAUGCAAUCCUCACCUGCAGCGAGCCGGAGAUAAACACCCCUGAGCUGCCACCGGCACCACCACCCACCACCCCAGAGCCCACCGGACCCGCCAGGCUGCGGCUGGUGGACGGAGACUUUGGCUGCUCAGGCUUCGUGGAGCUGCACAGGCAGGGGCUGUGGGGGUCCGUGGCAAGCAGCCAGGGCAUCCCACCAGAGCUGGCCACCCGCAUCUGCCAAACUCUCCACUGUGGCACCGCCAUCAGCAGCCACGGCUACACCAAGCCGGAGCGGGAAAGCCACUUGCCGGUGCGGUGGGAGGUGGUGGAGCCCUGCGAGAGCCGUCUGCUCCUCGACUGCUUCAACAGGACCAGUCCCCGGCGGGGGAAAGCACCUGCCUUCAUCAUCUGCUCGGGCUCCCAGCCCCAGGCCCUGCGGAGGCUGGCGGCCGGCCCCACGCCCUGCGAAGGGGACAUCGAAGUCUUUCACAAGGGGCAGUGGCAGGUGCUGUGCGACCACUGGCAGCAGCGAGCUAAGUGGGGCCGGCAGCUGUGCCAGGAGCUGCGCUGUGGGAACCUCUCCUCCAGCACCGAGAGCCGGGACCCCCCCUCGAAGGGCGUCAUCUGCAGGGUCCCCACCCUGCACCUCUGCUCCAUCAGCCUUGAGCCCUCCCAGACCUGCUCCCGGACCAGAGUCGUGUGCCAGGACUCAAAGCCACGUCCCGCCGGCAUAGCUGCAGGCACCAUCGUGAGCAUCUGCCUGGCCCUGCUUCUCUUUGGCAUCCUCUCACUCAUCUGUGGCCCUCCUGCCUACAGGAGACUGAUGAAGAAAAUCUCCAAAAAGAAGCAGCGCCAGUGGAUCGGCCCCACGGGACUCAACCAGACGGUCUCCUUCCACCGCAACAGCACCGUCACCCUGAGGCCUCGGGCGGAGGGGCAGCGGGUGCCACGGGGGGACAAUGAGUAUGCUCAGCCCCCCCAGAAGAGCUCCCACCUCUCGGCUUACCCAGCCCUGGAAGGCACACACAUAGCUUCCAACCCGCCAGACAAUUCCUCCGACAGUGACUACGACCUGCACUCUGCCCGUAGAGUGUGACCCCCUUCGCCAGAGCUGGGACCCCCGUGGGCUGCCCCGGUCCUCAGCCCAGCCAUAUCCCCCCACCUGCCACCCAGUGCUGUCCCAGGGUGGUCACCCACGUGGCAGCAAAGCUGUGCAACUGCUGAAUUAGCGGCUUUUCUGGCAUUUUUGGCAAGCUACCUCAUUUCCUUCGUCAGCCACCUUCCCGCCCUGCAGGCAGGGGUGGGAUGCAGCAUAAGAAAGGUAAAUUUUGAAGGGCUUGGUCUAGUGAAAGACAUCCCCACCUGUGGAUGCAGCCGACGGAACAAGAUGAUCUUUGAAGGUCCUUUCCAACCCAAACCCUUCUGCGAUUCUACGCAACAACUAACAGAACAAAGCUGACGGAAGAGAUGACAGAUACCUACACGGCUCACCUCGGAAGAAAGCCUGCCUGUAUCCCCUCUAAAUGUGAUGGGAGACUUUUGGGAAAGGGUCCCCCCAGGCCCUGCCAGAUUGGAGCCAAACGCGCCCCUGCUCCCCCACAAGUGCCAAUACUGCCGAUACGGGGCACCAGGCAGACACAGCACGGCUCCAACCCCGCCUGGCUCGGCUUUGGCUGCACCCCGGUACCCCAGCACCUUUCCGAGAAAGCUGCCUCGCGCUUUUGAGCCUCCCUUGUGGGAGCAUGCAAGGUGGGUUUUGUUUUAUUUUUAUUUUUUAAGCUAUUUGUGUGAGUUUAAGAAGCAGCUGGGUUGCUGCAGGCUUCAUACCUGCACGGAGAGCAGAGCAGCCACAGCCGUUCGGAGGGGGGUUGCCAGCGUCUGUGUCUCUCAAACCCGGGAUAACCGCACUCCUCCUGCCACCUGGGCCAGGCUGAAAGCGAAAUCGGCUGCUGCCUGCCAGGCGCUCUGGUACCGGGGUGCAGAGCUUCGCAAGAAAGACUGCGAGACCCGCGUCUGCUGGGUUCCUGGGGGAGCUGUGAAGACCCACGCUUGGCUGUUUGUGUGGGAUGGUGCGAGAUUUGCGCAGAUGGAUAAAGCAAAAGCACGGACGCGAGGAGCAUGGGGAGGGUAGAAAUACUGAGAACAAGUCCAAGAUAUUUAAUAAGCAAUAACCACUGUAAUAAAAUUGUUUUUUCUAGUAAUUACA
Molecule: messenger RNA, 3377 nt
Organism: Falco peregrinus (peregrine falcon)
Lineage: Eukaryota; Metazoa; Chordata; Aves; Falconiformes; Falconidae
Gene: CD5
Product: CD5 molecule
Exons: 10
Coding region: 426-2267 (613 amino acids)
Biological process (GO): T cell costimulation
Cellular component (GO): plasma membrane
Source: RefSeq, a predicted model, not a curated record